CAUUGAAGUGGCUCUUGGAUGAACUCAUUCACUCGGAAAUGCACUCUGUAUUGUCGUCUUGUUUCUGCUUCGCAGUGCAGUCACGCAUAAACCAAUCAAAAAAUUAUAGACAGCUACGAUCAGGAUAUCUCCAGCUCUAUACUAGGAAUUCCCGCGCAAUCCGUUUGGAUGAACAUCGAGUAGUGGAGGAAGGAUGUAAUGUUCUCGAACGUGAUAUUAUGAACUUCAUUGCUGUCAACGCAAUCACUCCUGUGUCAAAGACCUACAAGAUCAAGCUUGUCGAGGUGCGGAAAACCUUCUAUAUUGUCAUAGACUAUAUGCACGGCGAGCCGCUGGACAAAGCUUGGAUGUAUUUAACCCAGGGCCGUCGAGCGUACACCUGCCGCCAGAUUGCUGGCUACCUUGAGGAGCUUCGGCAAUUAACAGGCAAAUAAAUUGAGGCAAUUAAUUAUUCCCGCUGGAGUGGGCCGUUUGAGAGCGAGAAUGAUUUCAACCGCUUUAUGGCGUCAGAUGCUUAGGAAUAUCCCUGCCACAAUCAUACUAUCCAUUUUGCUCACGACGACUUCAGUCCCAGGAAUAUGCUGGUCGAUGAGGCCGGUCAAGUGACAGCGGUUUUUGGCUGGGAGUGGGCAGGACGGUUUCCGGAGUACUGGGAUGCUGUGCGGAUAUUCAUAGACAUGCUAUCUACGAAGCAGAUGCCCGAAUAUGCGAAUCUCCUCCUUUCCGUUCUCCCGAACCAAUGUGAGGAGUAUCUUGCAAUGGUAUACAUUGUAAGGCUUGAAGCGCCUGACCAAGUUGGCAGACCAUUCAUCCACCAGCUUUGUCUGAAUGAGGGCUUUGCUUCUUCCUCCCGUUUUUUGCGCAGCUAUCUAGGCAGUUUGUACUUCAUCGUUAGAGAACUUUUUUGAGUUUGCUGGUACCAUAUAUUUGCUUG
This is a messenger RNA of Blastomyces gilchristii SLH14081, 934 nucleotides long. RefSeq lists its product as uncharacterized. The coding region runs from base 39 to 434 and encodes 131 amino acids. The transcript has a single exon. NCBI's taxonomy places the organism in Eukaryota, Fungi, Ascomycota, Eurotiomycetes, Onygenales, Ajellomycetaceae. The record is from RefSeq and is a predicted model, not a curated record.